Messenger RNA from Didymodactylos carnosus, 264 nucleotides. The record is from the annotation of a GenBank genome assembly. Lineage: Eukaryota; Metazoa; Rotifera; Eurotatoria; Philodinida; Philodinidae.
AUGGAUUGUAUUGGAUCUGAAAUUAAUUCUGAAUUAAUGACACUACCGUUACCAGAAGAUAAAUUUGAAACAUGGGAUAUAUUCAGAUUAGUCAACUAUAUUCAAAAGAUGGAUAAUAAUAAAACAUUAGAUAUGAAAUUAUUGUCAAAUAAAACAGUGACAUUACUUACAACUUCUACAGCAGCUCGAACAUCAGAAAUUCAUGCAUUAAAAAUUCCACACAUAGAACAACAUAAAAAUAUAAUUGAAUUUGAAAUGAAUUAA